AUGGGAUCCCACGACGGACCGCUGUACAUCGGCUUCGACCUGUCGACGCAGCAGCUCAAGGGCCUCGUCGUCUCGUCCGAUCUCAAGGUCGUCUUCGUCGCCAAAUUCGACUUCGACAGCGACUCGCGAGGCUUCUCCGUCACCAAGGGCGUCCAGACAAAUGAAGCCGAGAAGGAACAGCAAGGGCUCGACUUUGGCAGGGUGAAGGGCAUCAGCGGCGCCGGGCAGCAGCAUGGCAGCGUCUACUGGAACGAGUCCGCCGAGCAGAUACUGGGCAGCCUGGACGCAGGGAAGACGCUGGAGGAUCAGUUGCAGGCUGCUCUGUCUCAUCCGUACAGUCCCAACUGGCAGGACGCCAGCACGCAGCGGGAGUGUGACGAGUUUGAUGCCUUCCUGGGGAGCGAAGAAGAACUGGCGAAGGUGACGGGGAGCAAGGCUCACCAUAGGAAGCAUCCUGAUGCAUACCGGAAGACGGCCAGGAUAUCCCUGGUUUCGUCCUUUUUGGCCUCGGUCUUCCUGGGGAGAGUGGCUCCGUUCGAUAUCUCAGACGUCUGUGGCAUGAAUCUAUGGGAUAUACCGUCAAACCGAUGGAACAAGAGCCUGCUCAAGUUCUGUGCCGGUGAUGCUGGGCCGGAGCAGCUGAAGAGGAAGCUCGGAGACGUCCCUCACGAUGGAGGCCAGGAGCUGGGUAAAAUCAGCGGCUACUUUGUCAAGAGACACGGCUUCCAUCCAGACUGUGUCAUUACUCCGUCGACGGGAGACAACCCGGCCACUAUACUUGCCCUGCCGCUGAGACCGCUGGACGCCAUGGUAUCCCUGGGGACAUCGACUACUUUUCUCAUGUCGACUCCGCAGUACAAACCAGAUCCGUCAACGCACUUCUUCAACCAUCCGACUACUCCUGGAUUGUACAUGUUUAUGCUCUGCUACAAGAACGGAGGCCUUGCUCGUGAGCGGGUGCGAGACGCUAUCAACGCAAAAUUAGACGAGACCAGGGACAAAGACAAAGAUGGCUCGAACCCCUGGAGCAACUUUGACAGAAUCCUGCUGGAUACUCCUCCAGCCGGCCAGAAGUCAGACUCCGACCCGAUGAAGAUGGGCCUCUUCUUCCCACGGCCGGAGAUUGUGCCCAAUCUUCGAGAAGGAAAAUGGCACUUCAACUAUACCCCUGGCCACACAGACGUAGACCAGCAGCUCAGGGAGACAGACACAGGCUGGAGCCAUCCGUUUGACGGUGCCAGGGCCAUCGUCGAGAGCCAGUUCCUCUCCCUCAGGCUGCGGUCCAGGGAGCUCGUCCACAGCCCAUCGGACAAGAAGGACAUCCCGCCACAGCCACGACGAAUCUACCUUGUUGGCGGCGGCUCUCGCAAUGCCGCCAUCGCCAAAGUCGCCGGGGAAGUGCUCGGCGGCAUCGAAGGGGUGUAUAAGCUGGACGUGGGCGAGAAUGCGUGCGCACUGGGAGCAGCAUACAAGGCCGUCUGGGCGCUGGAACGAGCACCGCAGCAGACCUUUGAGGACCUGAUCGGGCAGAGAUGGAGGGAAGACGAGUUUGUCGAGCGCAUAGCUGAUGGCUACCAGCCGGGCGUCUUUGAGAAGUACGGCCAGGCCGUCAGGGGCUUCGAGAUGAUGGAGAAGCAGAUCCUCAAGGCGGAAACGUAG
This is a messenger RNA of Trichophyton verrucosum HKI 0517, 1659 nucleotides long. RefSeq lists its product as uncharacterized. The record is from RefSeq and is a predicted model, not a curated record. Gene Ontology annotation, molecular function: D-xylulokinase activity. Gene Ontology annotation, cellular component: cytosol. The transcript is spliced from 3 exons. Gene Ontology annotation, biological process: xylulose metabolic process. NCBI's taxonomy places the organism in Eukaryota, Fungi, Ascomycota, Eurotiomycetes, Onygenales, Arthrodermataceae. The coding region runs from base 1 to 1659 and encodes 552 amino acids.